GCGAGCUUGGAUCCGUUACGGGAGUUUGUCGACAGUAAAACGUGCGGAGACAGGAUUUUAACAAAGGAGAUGUAAAUUUCCUUUUACCUUUAGCUCGAGUUUCACUCUCAACAGAAGAACAGUUGUGAAAGUGGAUAAAACGAAUUUGGGAUUAAAAAAAAAGAUUUUUCGUGACUUCAGAAACUGGUUGUUGGCUCUGUUCUUGCAGUUGCUGUUACAUCAUUUGUAGCGCGAAACCUCUUAAAAUGUCGCCGACUUUACUUUUUUGUGCAGUUUUUUGUUGCGUAACAGGUGUUUUAGUUUCUUACGCCCAAGAAUGUGGCCGACCGACGGUGGUGGAGAACAGGAUAGUGGGGGGGGUGGACGCCAUAGACGGGGCUUGGCCGUGGCAGGUGGAUAUUCAGACAGUCACUGCUGGUCAUAUCUGUGGAGGCUCCAUCAUCUCAGAGUCCUGGGUCCUCUCAGCCGCUCAUUGUUUCCCCAAUCCAUCUGAUGUGAGCUCCUACAUCAUCUACGCUGGCCGGUACCAGCUGAAUGGCUUCAACCCGCACCAGUCAACGCAUCGUGUGAGCCGGGUGGUAAUCCCGUCCGGUUACAGUGAGCCUCACAACGGGAAGGAUUUGGCGCUGGUGCAGCUGUCCACCCCAGUAACCUGGUCAGAUUAUAUCCGUCCCGUCUGCUUGCCCGCCUCUGGCACCCUGUUUCCAAGUGGCACGCAGUGCUACGUCACCGGCUGGGGGAACAUCCGGGAUGAUGUCCCUCUGCAAGGGGUCGGGACUCUGCAGGAAGUGCAGGUGCCAAUCAUCUCCCAGAGUUCAUGUCAGGAGAUGUACCAGACGAACCCGACGGAGCAGGUGGACAUCCUGUAUGACAUGAUCUGUGCUGGAUUCCAGAAGGGCGGCAAGGACUCCUGCCAGGGUGACUCAGGAGGGCCUCUUGUCUGCCCGAUGAUAAAUGGGAGCUGGGUGCAGGCUGGGGUGGUGAGUUUUGGACUGGGCUGCGCUCACACAAACCGGCCCGGUGUGUAUGCCAGAGUGACGAGCUUCUCGAGCUUCAUCAGCAACACAGUGCCAGGGAUCCGGCUGUACGGUCGAGCUAACCAGAACUGGUGUGGGAGUGCCGCCAUGUUGAUCAGCUGUCUGUCCUCUCUGCUGAUCCUGCUUCAGAGGUAGA
This is a messenger RNA of Plectropomus leopardus (leopard coralgrouper), 1173 nucleotides long. Its product is annotated as serine protease 33. The record is from RefSeq and is a predicted model, not a curated record. NCBI's taxonomy places the organism in Eukaryota, Metazoa, Chordata, Actinopteri, Perciformes, Serranidae. Gene Ontology annotation, molecular function: serine-type endopeptidase activity. Gene Ontology annotation, biological process: proteolysis.